GCGCACGUCACUAAUAGAACAAACGCAUGUUUGGUUUCCGUUCAGUAUCUUGGAUUCUCUCAUUUCCACCAGAGGUCUUCCAGGUCAGAGGACAGCGGCUUUACUAACGUUACAAAAUGGCUUUCAAAGAAAUGGCGUUACUUUUGGCGACCGUUUUUGCUCUCGUGUGUCCUACUGGCGGCAAGAAUUAUGUCCAGUGCUUCAAGGUGACGAUGCAUACUGAAAAAACUCUUACUCCAGAGCUCAGAUUGGUAGCUAGGACGAUUACAAAGAAAGGUGCCCAAAUGUCACCCAUCAUACCUUUGUCUAAUGUGUAUCAAAGAAUUAGUUCUAGAGAGCUCUUUAAACGCGAUGGAUAUCCAAUGAACACCGUAUGUGAAUAUCACUUCACCGUCAGCAAAACCAGCAAGCUGAAGUUCACGAAAAUUCAUCUCGACAACGGCGUUAACGACAAAAACGGCAACGGUCGCCUUCAAGUGUGCAAAGCCGUCAGUCGGGCCGAAUUCAAAGACAGAGACUUCAUAUCUCUGAACAUCAACCAUCCAAACAACGUGUUUUGUGGACGUCCGCAAAAGGAAAUUAAUCGAAGAAUACGAGAAGACAACGUACCAAACAAUCAUCUCAUAAUAACGUUCUGGUCGGACGCUUCCUAUUCCGGUGAAGGAUUUGAUGGAUAUUUUCUCAACUUACGGAAAAGACCCAAUCGAAACGACCUUCCCAAUGAGAAAUUUGGACCACGCGGCGAUAUUGGCAAUAUAACCUGGAGAGCAUUGGACGAAUCUAUGGAUCGACUAAAUAUGUCUUUAUUAGACGACAAAAAAAUUGAUGGGAAUACGGACGAACCACGUGAAAUGGAACUGCUAAUGGAAUGGUUGAUCAAUCAGUCUUGUCCUAUAGCUGGAAACGAGAACUUCCCGCCGUUGAAGGAUGACCAAAUAGUUACUGGCAACCAUUCUCAAGCAAUGGAUGAAACGGACAGGAAAUCCGCAUCGGUUAUAACCAGGAGUACGAAUGCAGCUUGUCAAAUGAUGUAUCCUACAGAUUCUGCAAUAGGAACAACAACACCGGAGCCAAAAACAGAAAAGACAAUAGCCACUUUUGAGGAGACAGCGAAUAGUGAACCGUUAUCUCUGAGCACACACACUGAAAGUUUCUACCACUAAGUGAGAAGUAAAAGUAAAAGAAGAAAAUACGGACAUACAAGUUGUAAAUCAAAUUUACCCAUAACUUUAGUAUUGCUAUAUACAAACAAGUAUUCUAUGUAUUGACUGAAGGUUGUCACGUGACCAAAGUAGACAAAUAGUGAUGUUAAUUAGAAACAUUUUCUCUAGAACUUUUAGAAUUCAGUGAACGUCAAUUAUACAAAUAGAGAUGGCCACA
Molecule: messenger RNA, 1380 nt
Organism: Corticium candelabrum
Lineage: Eukaryota; Metazoa; Porifera; Homoscleromorpha; Homosclerophorida; Plakinidae
Exons: 7
Coding region: 117-1163 (348 amino acids)
Source: RefSeq, a predicted model, not a curated record